AUGGCGGCUGCUCUAAGCGGCCCGGCAAAUACUGCAUCCAAUGCAUUCAAGGACAAGGAGAAGCCUAUGGCCGUCCGCACCGCCAAUAUUAUGGCUGCUCGAGCUGUUGCGGAUGCUAUCAGAACAUCACUUGGACCUAGGGGCAUGGACAAGAUGAUUCAAACCGGCAAAGGCGAAACUAUUAUCACAAACGAUGGAAACACAAUGUUGAAGGAUAUGAGUGUGAUGCACCCGGCCGCCAAAAUGCUAGUUGAUUUGAGUGCUGCCCAAGAUGUUGAAGCUGGCGACGGCACUACGUCGGUUGUCGUAAUUGCUGGAAGUUUGCUCGGAGCUGCUGAGCGAUUACUUUCAAAAGGGAUUCAUCCAACUGUCAUCUCUGAGUCUUUCCAACGCGCUGCCGCUGCCGCUGUGCAGGUUCUCCAUGACAUGUCGCAGCCUAUCACGCUCACUGACCGUACCGCGCUCCUUCAAGCAGCAUCCACUUCCCUCUCCUCGAAAAUUGUUUCUCAACACUCAAGUCUUCUCGGGCCCAUGGCGGUUGAUUCCGUGCUCAAAGUUAUAGAUACAAAAACCUCCGAUAAUGUUGAUCUCAGGAACAUCCGAAUCGUUAAGAAAGUUGGUGGCACAAUAGAGGAUAGUGAGAUGGUGGAUGGCCUGAUUCUUAACCAGCCUGUUUUGAAAAAUGCAGGCGGUCCGACUAGGAUCGAAAAAGCACGCAUUGCUUUGAUUCAAUUCCAGCUUAGCCCGCCAAAGCCAGACAUGGAAAAUCAAAUUGUCGUCAAUGAUUACAGACAGAUGGACAAAAUUCUCAAAGAAGAACGCACCUACCUUCUAAAUAUGGUUCGGAAAAUCGCCAAGACGAAAUGCAAUGUUCUACUAAUUCAGAAAUCUAUCCUUCGUGAUGCUGUCAACGACCUCUCUCUCAACUUCCUUUCCCGAGUUAAAAUACUGGCAGUCAAAGACAUCGAGCGUGAUGAGGUAGAAUUCGUCUGUAAGAGCCUGGGGUGCAAACCAAUUGCCAACAUUGAAUCUUUUACGGAGGACAAGCUUGGUACGGCUGAUUUGGUUGAAGAAAUCAACUCGGCUGGCUCCCGAUAUGUGAAAGUAACUGGAGUUCGAUCCGCAAACGCCAAUCAAACGGUUUCUAUUAUCGCCCGUGGCGCUAACAGCCUUGUUCUUGAUGAGGUCGAACGCUCUCUCCAUGAUGCACUGUGUGUUGUCCGUUGCCUAGUCAAAAAGCGAGCCUUGAUUGCUGGUGGCGGCGCUCCUGAAAUCGAAAUUGCGCACUCAUUAGCGAAGCAAGCACGAGCACUAUCAGGUACAGAAGCUAUUUGCUGGAAGUCAUUUUCUGAUGCCAUGGAAGUCAUCCCAGUCACGUUGGCCGAAAAUGCUGGCUUGAACAGCAUAAAGGUAGUAACCGAUUUACGUCAUCGCCACGCAAUGGGUGAGAAGAAUGCUGGUGUGAGCAUCCGUAGUGGAGGAGUCAAGGAUAAUAUUGCUGAUGAAAGAGUGCUGCAGCCACUGCUCGUCAGUACAAGUGCUAUUGAACUUGCUGCCGAGACAGUCAAGUUGAUUCUGCGCAUUGAUGAUAUUGCCUUGUCAAGAUAA
Molecule: messenger RNA, 1608 nt
Organism: Ophidiomyces ophidiicola
Lineage: Eukaryota; Fungi; Ascomycota; Eurotiomycetes; Onygenales; Onygenaceae
Gene: CCT4
Product: T-complex protein 1 subunit delta
Exons: 8
Coding region: 1-1608 (535 amino acids)
Biological process (GO): protein folding
Cellular component (GO): chaperonin-containing T-complex
Molecular function (GO): ATP binding; ATP hydrolysis activity; ATP-dependent protein folding chaperone
Source: RefSeq, a predicted model, not a curated record